AUGAAGUUCAUGGUGGUGCUGGUGGGCGCUGGUGCGCUCGCCUUCCUCGGGGCAGUCAUCUGCAUCAUCGCCAGUGUUUAUCCACGGAAAAGGAGCGUGGUUGACUCGGACAACAGUACCUCCUCGGAGGGCCUGUUGAGGCCCUUGGAAGCAGAGGCCGUGGCUCAGGCGGGGCCCCUGGGCGCUCUGCAUGGGGGCUCGUCUUAUGACAGCGGUAACGCUCUAGGGCUGGACCUGCCCAGUCUCAAUGAGUUGGGCCAGACUCCCCCACUCAGCUUCAGCCGCCUAGUGUGCACGCCGCUGCCGCUAACAGACUGCGGCCCACGGGACAGCCUCCAGGCAGACCAGGCUCCGGAGGAGGACUGGAGCUCCCUGCGCGUCACUGCGGACGAGCUACAGCAGCUCAUCCGACAGCAGAACCAGCAGAUCCUCAUGGACCAGCGGACCAUCCAGGAGCUCACGGGAAAACUCAGCGAGUGUGAGAGCGGCCUGGAAGAGCCUGCUCCCGAACACAGCGUGGACGUGUGGAGCGCGAACCGCCGCAUUAUGGCAGGGGAUGAGGUGGGCUCUACUGCCGCACAGCUGCAGACGGCCCGGGCUGUGGAGGAGCUGGCCCGGGCCAUCAUGGACCUGAAGGACCGCAUCGAGAAGCUGGAGGCAGAGAUUGGGCCCCCAACUCUGAACCGCUCCAGCUCUGAUUCCUUCCCUGGGGCCAGUCCAAGAAAGGGGAAGCCCUCUGUGACCCCCCCUUCUCCCCCCGCUGGAUCCCCAGGCCUACACAGACCUGUCCACCCAGCCAAGCCUUCUUCUAAGGGCCCUGCCAGACCCAAAGGCCCCAAGAGAGUGGAGGACCUGGAAGGAGAGCUGGAGAGGAAGAUCAAGGAGCUGGAGAAGGAGAGGGAGAGCAUGAGGAAGCAGACUCAGGACCCCCAGCACAAAGGCAGCCCGGGAGGGGACCCAGUCAGCCCGCUGCAAAACGGUCUGGGAGAAGCGUCUUUCCCAGAGGGAUUUGUGAUGUCCUUCCCCAUGCGCACUAACUACAUGUACGGGGUGGUGCGGCGGGAGGUCACAGAGAUGUAUGCCUUUACUGCCUGCCUGUGGCUCCGCCCCACAGAGGGGGGCAUUGGCACACCCUUCUCCUACUCUGUCCCAGGACAGCCCAACGAGCUGGUUCUGCUACAGGGAGCACACAACCCUGUGGAGCUGCUCAUCAACGACAAGGUGGCCCAGCUGCCCUUGGACCUGCACCAGGACCAGUGGCAGCACGUGUGUGUGAGCUGGACGCUGCGGGACGGGGUGUGGAAGGCCUACCAAGGUGGCCAGCUGAAGGGCCGCGGAGAGGGGCUGGCAGCCUGGCACCCUAUCAAGCCUGGGGGAGUGCUAAUCCUGGGCCAGGAGCAGGACACAGUGGGGGGCCGCUUUGACGCGUCCCAGGCCCUGGUGGGAGAGCUGUCCCAGUUUAACCUGUGGGAUCGCGUGCUGAAGCCAGCCGAGGUGUCUGCCCUGGCCGACUGCAGCUCCCCCGCUCUAGGGAACAUUGCGCCCUGGACAGACCUGGACGUGGACGUGUACGGAGGGGCCACCAAAGAGUCCACCGAGCCCUGCUACGGGAGCCACAAGAGCCCCAACCAGUGA
This is a messenger RNA of Knipowitschia caucasica, 1635 nucleotides long. The record is from the annotation of a GenBank genome assembly. Lineage: Eukaryota; Metazoa; Chordata; Actinopteri; Gobiiformes; Gobiidae.